Molecule: messenger RNA, 2647 nt
Organism: Tuber melanosporum (Perigord truffle)
Lineage: Eukaryota; Fungi; Ascomycota; Pezizomycetes; Pezizales; Tuberaceae
Exons: 6
Coding region: 182-1258 (358 amino acids)
Molecular function (GO): phosphatase activity
Source: RefSeq, a predicted model, not a curated record
AUACCUUUCAACUCGUGCCGUACGAAGUUUCGUUGAUUUCUUUUCGUGAACUUGCCAUCUGCCACUACCUAACACUUACGACUACUCCAUUCCACCCCUCACUUUGGCAUUCGUAACUCUCCCUCUCUCACCUCUCAUCUCUCAUUUAUCCCCCCUUCUCUAUCCCCCCCAAUCCGCAAUCAUGGCUCCGGCGGUGGUGAAUAUCCAACCCAUCAAUGCCCCCGAGCUCGGGAAGGCCAAACAUCAUACUGGCGAAAUCAAGGUCCAGGACCUCAGAGUGCCGGUGAAGACCCUGGAUAGCACUACCAACUCUGAUGACGUUCUCGGGUCGAAGCGAGACAUCAUUAUCUUCUCGGAUUUCGACGGAACCAUUUUCAUGCAAGACACUGGUCAUAUCUUGUUCGAUGCCCACGGGUGCGGUCCCAAACGAAGACAAGAGCUCGACGAGGAGAUCAAAAACGGUGUAAGAUCAUUCCGUGAUGUUUCGGAAGAGAUGUGGGGAAGUUUGAAUGUUCCCUUCGAUGAUGGAUUUGAGAUCAUGAAAACCUCGCUCGAGAUCGACCCCGCCUUCCAUGACUUCCAUAACUUCUGUAUCAAGAAUAACAUUCCUUUCAAUGUCAUCUCCGCUGGUCUGAAGCCAAUUCUUCGCCGUGUUUUGGACGACUUCUUGGGAAAAAAGCAGUCAAAAUUCAUCGACAUUAUUGCCAACGAUGCCACAAUCACCCCCGAUGGCACACAAUGGAAGCCAGUCUGGCGUCACGACACCGCUCUAGGCCAUGACAAGGCUGCUUCAAUUCAAGAAUACCGCACGAUUGCCUCCUCUGAGAGUGAGGACGGUUCAUGCCCAUUGAUUGUCUUCGUCGGAGACGGUGUUUCAGAUCUCGCAGCUGCCCGUGAGGCUGAUGUCCUCUUCGCCAGAGCUGGAUUAAGACUUGAAGAAUACUGCAGGGAAAACAAAAUCCCCUAUAUCCCAUUUGAUACCUUUGCCGAUAUCAAAAAGGAAAUAAUCAGGAUCACAAAGGAGGAUCAGAACAAGACUCAAGGAUAUGGAAAGCCGCCUAAUUAUAACCCCCGCGCAAACUUCUGGAGAAAAGCCGUCAAGCCGAAAACGGUUCCUCGAUUCGUGCGAAAUGCCACAAAAGGGGACAAGAUGCACCUCUGGCCUGAUUCUUUCACUGUCAAAAGCGAAACCCAGAAAGAGAACGAGCCUUCUACCUUAUCGAACCCUGAGCCCACUCUAGAACUGAAAUCCGAGUAAGAUGUAAUAGAAGAACUAGCGCAAAAUUAUUAGGCAACAGAUCCGCACGUUUAGCACCUGUUAGCUUAUGACUUGCAAUAUUUAUUUUUUUCGAGCUUCGAGAUCUCUAUAUUUUCUUGCUUUUGGUCUGGGGAUAAUUUUUACGGGCUAGAGGGAUUUUUAAGGUUUACGAAAACCGGAAGCCCAAAGGGCAGAACGUCCAAAUAUACAUUCCGGCAACGUUCAUUUCUAUGGGAUCGGUUACAUGUUUUCUCGUUUCCGUUUUUUUCUGGCUCAGAAUGGCGCAAAGGCCUUCACGUUUAAUACUCAUUUCCCACUAUAAUGCACAAUAAUAGGAGCUCGUGUUGACCACAUGUCCCUGCCGUAUUGACAUGAUAUGAGUAUUUGCCUAAAUCUUAUCAGAGGAUUCCGCCAGGGGCGGCGGCUUUCCAACAACUCGCCACAUUGCCGAGACAUCUAGUGAUGGAGUAACCAGUGGCCAGUGGCCAGUGACCGGAUACAAUAAGUCCAUCGGGCCCCCCAAAAAUCCCAUAGACUUAUCUGAUAAAUUAGGACAAGUGUUCUUUAAAAAUUGACAGGUGAAAAAAGGUCAGAACGUGUGACGAUCGUCAACGUACCCGUGCGGGGUUCCCAACAACGCCGUAGACUACAGGGCCACGAAUACCGUAUUUUUGGGGCAGAUCACCUCAAGGAAAGUUCAAGAGUCAACAAAGAGGUGAUAGUGGGGGGUGACUACUCAAACAAGAACUGCAUAUUGUACUCCCACCCAGUCCGGCAACUUCAAGCUGACGCCCAUAAAAGGGGCCAACCCCAACCCAAGCCUUGGUGGGCUGGUCUUCUCCUUGCAUCGCACCCACCCAGUAAAGUACGAGUACAGUAUGGUACUUCCCAGCCGGCGCUCUAUCUAAGAAUGGGUGUAAAGUAUGAUUAUCAAUUUAGAGCGCGGCUUCGAAACCGCCCCCCCUCCUCCAAACCCGGAUUACGGAUGCCAGGGGAAUCAAUUGGAUUGGACGAACGGAUGAGCGGUGGUGGUGUUGAUCACGAUAAGAAAUCUAACAUAGACUAUCCGCCCUGGAGCAUGCAGUAGAGGCGGGGUUCAGCCACGAUGAUUGGGGAUGUGGCUCUACCGGUCGAAUUCGAAACGCAUGCCGUCGAAACAGAUUCCGGUACCGUACAGCAUGAUGGGCGAUCGAGGCUGAUUUUGUGGGUCUUUGGCUCUCUCCCUCCGUGGACGUAGUUCCAAGCAUUUUAACGUGGGGGUGAGGUUGGGGGGGGGCCAUUUAAGGUUGUUAUUGGUUGGUCAUGUGAUGUCACUCGGUAUUCGAUCCGGCGGGGAGGUGGUGAUGGGUGUGGCGGUUUGAUGAGCAAUGAUGCUAAAUCUUGGGGGCU